This is a messenger RNA of Spodoptera litura, 1822 nucleotides long. RefSeq names its product Cuticular protein 50Cb (gene Cpr50Cb). The record is from RefSeq and is a predicted model, not a curated record. Gene Ontology annotation, cellular component: extracellular matrix. NCBI's taxonomy places the organism in Eukaryota, Metazoa, Arthropoda, Insecta, Lepidoptera, Noctuidae.
UGUUCAGUCUCAACGUGCACACGUCUCUGUGUGGGUUAUAGUGAAGUGCAGUGUUAGUGCUCAACGCAACGCAUCGGAGAUUCGAAAAAAAAAGUAACUACAAUACAAAAAUAAUAUCAAACACAAUGGUUCCCUCAAGCAGAAGGAUGUGGCUCUCCAGCAUCGUAUCUUCAACCCUGUUCGUGAUGGCGAUGUCAGCAGGCAACGAGUACCUCCCUCCCAGCAAGGGUUACAACUACGAACCUCCUUCAAUUCCAUUCCCCACCAAUAAUAAUGGAAACAAGCAACCAACCCCACCGACCAUCAGGCCGAACCCGACGCCUCAGAGGCCGUACCUCCCACCUGUGCAGCCUACUCCAGGCCCAGGACCCGCGCCGACUCCAGGACACCAUGACCAUCACCACGAACACCACGAGCAUCACGACCAUGGCAACGGCAACCAUGAUCACGGUGAUCACCAUCAUCACGAACCUGGCAUGCCCUUCGACUUCUCCUACCAGGUGGCGGAAGAUGGCAAUGAUUACAGCCACAAUGCGAUCUCCGAUGGUGACAUAACCAGGGGAGAGUACAGAGUGGCCCUGCCCGAUGGUCGUACCCAGAUCGUGAAAUACACAGCUGACUGGAAGAACGGUUUCAACGCAGAGGUUACAUACGAAGGUGAAGCGAGGUACCCUGACCAGCCAGCUGGCGGUUACGGCAGCGGCAGUGCGUCAGGAAACGGUUACGGCAGUGGAAGCGCAUCCGGCAACGGUUACAACAGUGGAUCCGGCAGCACUGGUGGCCAAGCUUACGUACCACCCAGCCAAGGAGGCGGCUACCAAUACUAAACAAAACCCCCAACGAAUACGCAGGUUUACAAUGAACUGAAGAUUUUAUUUCUUACUAAAAUUACGCGAAAGUUGUAACUGUAGUCGAUUAAUUACUAAUGGAACGAUCCCCUCUCUACAUCUGUCACUAUGACAGUUAUAAAUACAUGUUUCGUGUGAGGCACUGGAACGCUUUUCAAAUGCCUAACUCGAUCUUGUCGAAAUGUGAUCAUGGAACCACAUGACAAUAAAUUCGCGUAAUAUUAGUCUGAAAUAUUGUGUCCAACACGUCUGUUAAUAAAUUACCUUGUAACUGCUAAUAUUCUUUAAAACAUACAAGAUUUUAAUCAACCCUUUAUUUACAAAAUGGCAUGCCUACAAUAUCACGAAAAAGUCGACUAAAGAGUCUGAUUGAAAUCCUGUGCGUCGUAAAGAUUUUAUUAGUAUAAUUGUUUUUAAUAUAAUACCUUUUUAUGUUAAGUUAGUAUUUUAUUAACAUAGUUACCGAAAUAUAGUUACCAAUUGUUAUAAUUAAAUAUAUUUAAUAUUAAAAUUUACUUCAGUGGCAGGUAAUCAAUGCUACAAAACUGGGCAGAUGACCUUGUAUUUCCUUGUUUUCCCAUAAAUAUAUACCUACAAUUAUUCAUUUUUAUUACCUAUAAAGAAAUCUAGCCAUAUGUACCUAGUUGAAUUAAUUUAUGAGAGUAGGUACAUAAUGUUUACUGCUAGUUUUACAUAUUUACCUAUUUUAUUACCUGUGUAGCUCUUUAAUGUAAAAUAGUAUAACUAAAUAAUAAUACCUUUUGUAUUAUAAAAAAGGAAGCUAGAAACCAUAUUGUGAUGUUUAAAAAAAGACAAAAUUGCUUGUAAUAGUUUUUAAUUAAUAAUACUCAUUACACUGCCGUAUUUUGUAUAUUUAUUGUAUAGGAUAGAGGAGUAAAUUUGACAAAUCAUUGUUAAAAUAUGAAAUGUCCUUUUGUACCUUAUUUUUUUAUAAAAAUAAAUGUAAGCUACAG